Molecule: messenger RNA, 923 nt
Organism: Mus pahari (shrew mouse)
Lineage: Eukaryota; Metazoa; Chordata; Mammalia; Rodentia; Muridae
Gene: Vps28
Product: VPS28 subunit of ESCRT-I
Exons: 10
Coding region: 131-796 (221 amino acids)
Biological process (GO): protein transport to vacuole involved in ubiquitin-dependent protein catabolic process via the multivesicular body sorting pathway
Cellular component (GO): ESCRT I complex
Molecular function (GO): protein-containing complex binding
Source: RefSeq, a predicted model, not a curated record
GAGCGCCGAGCUGCCGAUCGGGUUUCCCGGCAGGCGCAGGCGGAAAAAGCGAGCACCGAGCUUCUGUCGCCAUCUCCGGGACUCCAAACGCCCCAGGUCUCUUGUGCCGUAAGCUGCCCGGGCCUGCAGGAUGUUCCACGGGAUCCCAGCUACUCCAGGCGUUGGAGCCCCUGGGAACAAGCCGGAGCUGUACGAGGAAGUAAAGCUGUACAAGAAUGCUCGGGAGCGGGAGAAGUAUGACAACAUGGCAGAGCUCUUUGCCGUGGUGAAGACGAUGCAGGCACUGGAGAAGGCGUACAUCAAGGACUGUGUCACCCCCAAUGAGUACACUGCAGCCUGCUCCAGGCUCCUGGUCCAGUACAAAGCCGCCUUCCGACAGGUCCAAGGCUCAGAGAUCAGCUCCAUUGAUGAAUUUUGCCGGAAGUUCAGACUGGACUGCCCACUUGCUAUGGAGAGGAUCAAAGAGGACCGACCCAUCACUAUCAAAGAUGACAAGGGCAAUCUCAACCGCUGCAUUGCAGAUGUCGUUUCGCUCUUCAUUACAGUCAUGGACAAGCUGCGUCUGGAGAUUCGUGCCAUGGACGAGAUUCAGCCAGACCUGCGGGAGCUGAUGGAGACGAUGCACAGGAUGAGCCACCUGCCUCCAGACUUCGAGGGCCGCCAGACAGUCAGCCAGUGGCUGCAGACCCUGAGUGCUAUGUCGGCCUCUGACGAGCUGGAUGACUCUCAAGUUCGCCAGAUGCUCUUCGAUUUGGAGUCAGCUUACAACGCCUUUAACCGCUUCCUACACGCCUAAGCCCCACCGAGGCAGGAAUGAGACCUGAUGGAGAUGUGACGACUCCGCCGGCCCCCAGUGUCUACAACCGUCCUAGAUGUCUAUAUUGUCAGGAUAUCACCCACAAUAAAGAUUGGUCUAACCUUCC